Oncorhynchus tshawytscha (Chinook salmon) is the source of this 4919-nucleotide messenger RNA. RefSeq names its product glutamate receptor 1-like. Gene Ontology annotation, biological process: modulation of chemical synaptic transmission; synaptic transmission, glutamatergic. Gene Ontology annotation, molecular function: AMPA glutamate receptor activity; transmitter-gated monoatomic ion channel activity involved in regulation of postsynaptic membrane potential. Gene Ontology annotation, cellular component: dendritic spine; AMPA glutamate receptor complex; postsynaptic membrane. Bases 212 to 3004 code for a protein of 930 amino acids. The record is from RefSeq and is a predicted model, not a curated record. NCBI's taxonomy places the organism in Eukaryota, Metazoa, Chordata, Actinopteri, Salmoniformes, Salmonidae. The transcript is spliced from 17 exons.
CACGCGGGCGUCAGCAGCGCGCGAGAGAAAGAGCGGGAGGAGAGAGAAGAUAGUGACUGCACGUUCCCUCUCGACACUGGAUCUAUGUUGUUGUAAGAGCAUCUGUAACUGGUAGGAAAGGAGUGGGGAAGAGGAGGUAUACACUAACUCACCAAGGAAAGACCUAUGCUUGGAUUUUGCCUCUUUUUUCUUCGCCAAUGCAAAAGGAAAUAUGCAGCGAAGCUUCACCCUCCUGUACACCAGUUUUCUGGGGAUGUGCUUGGGUUCAAGUUUUCCAAGUAACAUCAAUAUAGGGGGACUAUUCCCAACCGAAUCUCACGAAUAUGACGUGUUUCGGUUCGCGCUCUCGCACCACCAGGAUAUCCCCAAACUGGUGCCGCAGGUGGAUAUGGUCAAGAUAGGCAACAGCUUCUCCAUGACAUAUGCCUUCUGUUCCCAGUUCUCUAAAGGUGUCUAUGCUAUCAUUGGCCUCUACGACAGGAAGACGGUCAACAUGCUGAUGUCGUUCUGCGGGGCGCUGCACGUGUGUUUCGUCACGCCUUCCUUCCCCAUCGAGACGGCCAACCAGUUUGUGAUCCAGCUGAGACCCGAGCUACAGGACACUCUGGUGGGGGUCAUAGACCACUACGGAUGGACCAAGUUCGUCUACAUGUACAGUUCUGACUCUGGCCUGUCUGUGCUGCAGAAGGUCCUGGACACGGCUGCUGAGAGGAGCUGGCUGGUGACGUCUGUCAACGUAGAGACCAUGACGGAGGCCUCAUUCCUCAAGGUGUUUCAAGACCUGGACAAGAGGAAGGAGGGACAGAUCAUCAUUGACUGUGAGACUGAGAGACUCACCUCCAUCCUCAAAAAGAUCGUUGAACAGGGGAAGAAUGCUAAGAGUUACCACUACAUCCUGGCCAACCUGGGUUUUCUGGACAUUGACCUAACAGACCUGAGGAAAGGUGGGGCGAACAUCACAGGCUUCCAGCUGGUCAACUACACAGAGCAGAACGUCAGUCGUACCAUUCAGCAGUGGAUGGAGUUCGAAAACAAAGACGCCAAGAUCCCCAAGAGACGCCUGAAGUACACCGGAGCAUUGACAUAUGACGGGGUGAAGGUGAUGUCUACAGCAUUCCAGAACCUCCGGAAACAGAGGAUAGACAUCUCUCGCCGUGGCAACGCAGGCGAAUGCCUCGCCAACCCGCCCGCACCCUGGGGCCAAGGCAUAGAUAUACAGAGAGCCCUGCAACAGGUGCGUAUCGAUGGCCUGACAGGUCAUAUCCAGUUCAAUGAGAAAGGACGCAGGACCAACUUCACCGUCAGUGUCAUGGAGCUAGCCCCCUCUGGACCUAAGAAGGUGGGCUACUGGAACGAGGACGAGAAGUACGUCAGCACAGCCACCUUCAUGAGAGGAAGCAACGACAGCAGCUACGGCCUACAGAACAGGACCUACAUAGUUACCACCAUCCUGGAAUCCCCAUACGUGAUGCUGAAGAAGAACCAUGAUCAGCUGUCAGGGAACGAUAAGUACGAGGGCUACAUCGUGGAGCUAGCGGCUGAGAUCGCCAAGCACGUUGGAUACCACUACAAACUGAAGGUGGUCUCAGAUGGGAAGUAUGGAGCCAGAGACCCCGAGACCAAGAUGUGGAACGGCAUGGUCGGAGAGCUGGUGUACGGGAAAGCAGACGUGGCGGUGGCCCCACUGACCAUCACCCUGGUCCGAGAAGAAGUGAUCGACUUCUCCAAGCCAUUCAUGUCUCUGGGCAUCUCCAUCAUGAUCAAGAAGCCCACCAAGUCUAAACCAGGUGUCUUCUCCUUCUUGGACCCGCUGGCCUAUGAGAUCUGGAUGUGUAUCGUGUUCGCCUACAUCGGUGUGAGUGUGGUCCUGUUCCUGGUGAGCCGCUUCAGCCCCUACGAGUGGCACGCAGAGGACUAUGAGGAGGAGGCCGACCCCCAGACCCCAACCCAGCCGACAGGGCCAGGUGCUGGGCUACAGUCGGGGCAGAGCCCUGGUCAGCCAGGCCAGAACCAGCAGAAUCAGGAACAGACCAACGAGUUUGGCAUCUUCAACUCUCUCUGGUUCUCCCUGGGAGCCUUCAUGCAGCAGGGAUGUGACAUCUCACCCAGGUCUCUGUCAGGGCGGAUAGUGGGGGGUGUGUGGUGGUUCUUUACUCUCAUCAUCAUCUCGUCCUACACGGCCAACCUGGCUGCUUUCCUCACCGUGGAGAGGAUGGUGUCCCCCAUAGAGAGUGCUGAGGAUCUGGCUAAACAGACUGAGAUCGCCUACGGAACUCUGGAUGCUGGUUCCACCAAGGAGUUCUUCAGGCGGUCUAAGAUCGCAGUGUUUGAGAAGAUGUGGUCGUACAUGAAGUCGGCCGACCCCUCAGUGUUUGUGAAGACCACAGACGAGGGAGUGAUGAGGGUCAGGAAGUCCAAAGGGAGGUAUGCCUACCUGUUAGAGUCCACCAUGAACGAGUACAUCGAGCAGAGGAAACCCUGUGACACCAUGAAGGUGGGGGGGAACCUGGACUCUAAAGGAUACGGUAUCGCCACGCCCAAGGGCUCACCCCUCAGAAACCCUGUUAACCUGGCCGUGUUAAAACUGAACGAGCAAGGCCUGUUGGACAAACUGAAAAACAAAUGGUGGUACGACAAGGGAGAGUGUGGCAGCGGGGGCGGGGACUCCAAGGAUAAGACAAGUGCGUUGAGCCUGAGCAACGUGGCCGGAGUGUUCUACAUUCUGAUUGGAGGGCUGGGCCUGGCCAUGCUGGUGGCGUUGGUGGAGUUCUGCUACAAGUCGCGAACCGAGUCUCAGAGAAUGAAGCAGAACGUCAACGACGCCAUGCACUGCUCCUCCAUGACCAGAAUGAGCGGGAACGGGGGAGGGGGAGGAGGAGGGGGGGGAGGAGCAGGUGGAGGAGAGAACGGACGCAUCCUAACUCACGACUUCCCUGAAACAGUCCAGACUCUCUCCUGCAUGAGCCACACCGCCAGCAUGGGGCUCAGCGCCUCCGGCCUGUGAUCACAUGACUUGGCACAAGGGGCUGAGCAGGAGACUCACUCAUAGACCUUACAAAGAUGGCCACAUUAAUGGUGACAUUGACCUUAUGAACAUGGACCUCUUUCUGACCCGUUUGUUUGUGUGGCGGCUGCGUGCUGUGUGGCGGAGACUGAUGCGCUCUGAAAUCACUCACUGCAAACAGGGGAAACAUGUAGAUGGAGUAUAGAAAUGAACCGAAAAGAAGAUAAGGAAAAUGUUUUGAAAAAGGAGCCAUUGUUGGGAUGUGAUGUUUUUUGAUUCUUUUAUCAUGAUUUUUUUUAAAGGUGUUCCUUUCUGUGUUAAAAAGAGAACAAUCCCGUAAAUACCGCCUGCCCUGACCUGACCUCUUCUGCCCUGCCCUGACCUCUCCUGCCCUGCGCUGACCUCUUCUGCCCUGCGCUGACCUCUCAGGCCCUGACCUGUCUGUCUGUCUGUCCGUUCUCUUGUCUGUCUGUCUGUCUGUCUGUCUGUCUGUCUGUCUGUCUGUCUGUCUGUCUGUCUGUAAAAUCUCAGUUCACUACCUACUCUCUCUGACCAUUUACUUAGUGAUGACGGAUCACAAAAUGGGUGUUUCUUUGUGUCUUUGCACAGCUAAAAGACAACAAUGAUAAUAAUGCUGAUUGUUUAUUAUGGUCAUUUGAUAUUUGUGGCUAUGGUUUGUCUCGUGUGUUUUGGACACAGUUACACACGUUAUAUUGGAAAGGCAUCAUGAACUGGAACACAAGCAUAUCAAGCACCAAUGCAAUCUUAAAAUACAGACAUGAAUAAUCAUGCACAGAGCUCAGUCAUCCCUGGCCUCUCUGAACCAUCUGCUGACAGUCAUUCCCACAGAGACUGAUCCCUGUAUAGGUAUGGAUUUAAUUUGUCCUGAUCUCACAGGUGAAAGACGUUUAAAUUGAUGCUUAACCAGCUGUGUUGUAUUCUCCUCAACAAACAUGCUUUACUGCUACACCAUACCUUGUGUGUCUGUUGUCGACAGACACACACACUGUCACGUUAUUAAACUACCUAGAAUGCUUGGUAUGGCUAGAUUUGGAAGUGAGGAAGUAUUGACUGACAUGGUCAUAACUUGACAAAGUACCACAGAUUAACACCAUUGAUUUCCUCAGUAGCUCCACUGUAUUAUUUUGUAGAGAGAGUAGUCAUUUUGGAACACAGCCUAACUGACAGAGGAAGGAGGCAUGACUUACGCACAGAAACCCCUGCUUGAUUUACACGUUCACAGUCAAUCAGCCUUUGGCGAUCGUUAAUGGAAACCAUGGAAACAGUGGCUACCACCAUGGCAACCAAUCUUGUUUCUCUCUCAGUAGUUUGUUAUUUUAUGACAGAGGUUAUUCAGUAUUGUUUGAUGUUUAGGUCAUUGUACGUGUUGCUGUAGCCUAUAGGGCUGGCAGCAGAGAGAAGCCUCGUUAGGAUACUGGAAUCGGAAUAAGAGACAGCCUGCCUACAGCUACAAAGGGAACAUUUGCUAGCUACACUCUCCAGCUCUGCUCUGGCUCUGUGUGUGUGGGUCUCUGCCAUAAAGAGAGCGUUCAACACGGACGCAGCUGUCAGACUGUUUCUGCCAUAGUGCUAAACAUGGAACAACCUUUCACUCUUGAACAUGUUUGACAGUGAAGACAGAUACUGGACAGAGAUAGACUGCUUACAUCAAAUAUAUCUCAUCUCUCCAUCCACUAUGUAUAUAAAAGGGUUGAUUCUUCUCUUCUGCAGUGAAACUUGUUCUUCUACUCUGCCCCAAUCUGCCUCUCUGCCUGACUCUGUGUGAUGCUUCUGUUCUUCAUCUUCUCUAGUUCUUCCUCUCUUCCCUAGUUCUUCUUCUUCUCCUUUAGUUAUUCUCCUUUAGUUCUUCUUCUCUUCUCCUUUAGUUCUUCCCCUCUUCUCCUUUAGUUAUUCU